AUGAAAUUAAAAGAUGGUGAAUCAACAGGAUGGAUAAAGGUUAUAAAAAAACCAACUUCGAAAAUGAAAGUAGCAAGUAGACGUGUUACUGCCAAACCGCGAUCCAAUAACCCUGUUGGAUCGCGAUCAAAUACACUCGUUGAAUCACCAACGUGUAAUCUCGCUGAGCCACGAUUGAGUAAUCUCGUUGAGCCACAAUCGAGUAAUGUCGUUGCCGUCGAUCCGCAAACUAAUGCAGAUAAUAAAUUCAAUUCUAAUGGGUUACAAACAAGUAACUUUGUUGCUAUUAAAUCUCAACAAAGACUUACUAAACCAAAAUCGCGUAUAACCUUAAAGCAAUCAUCUUUAUCUGAGUUUUUCCAGCUGGAAAAUAAAUUUGAAAAUAAUCACCUAAACAUUGCAAAAGAAGUUAAUAUCUCGCGCCAAAGUCAAGUUUUUAAACCACCUGAAAAAAAGCAAUCGUCCAGAAAGCGAAAGGAUAUUCGAGAAGAAACAACAGGAAAAUAUAUUAAACAAGGUCAGAAUCAGCAAAUUACUUUGACAAUGUGCUUUGAAAACGAUAUGAACUUUUAUGCGCAAUUUAAAACCGCCAAAGAAAAAAGUAAUACCAGUAAAAGUAGUGAAAAAAGUAAUAAUCGUAAAAAUAGUGAAAAGAGAAAUAAUCGUGGCAAAAAAGCAAAAUCAGUUCGAACUAAUAAUGCAAUAGAUAAAAAUGAAAAAAUUCAAAAGAAAUUGGUAGAUUUCUUUCUUCUGAAAAAUCAGCAUACAACUCAUAGUCAAAAUACUAUAAUUGCAUCGGAACUUCAAAAUCUUCCUAAUUCAGCUUCUGUGAAUGGCUCAACAGCUUUAGAUGUUAAUCAUUUAGAAUCGGAUUUGUCACAAGAUUGUUAUAAUAAUUCUCCUGAUGAACUAAAUGGAGCAAAAUCUACAAGUUGUUUUUUGAUCUCAAAAAAGUGUCUUGCUGGCUCUAACACGUCUUAUUGGCAAAAUCGGGAUGACCAGCAAAUGCCUCUGAGUAAUUCCUAUCACUUAUCAAAUCUCUCUGUGCUAACGGAUGAUUCUUUUAUAACAACAUCUUCACGUGUAAGUUCUGAAAUUACGCCAGAUAGACAUUCUGGAAAGUCGUCAAAAAAUAACCUUUGUGAUAGCGUUGUACAUGACAGAGAGCUUAAAAAGGGCUCAUCAGCUCAAAUUAGUAAUAUUCCAUUACAAAGCAAUGUGAAUCCUUUAUUGGAAAUGGAUAGUAAGCGUUUAGUGUCAAUGCAAAACAAUCUGUCUUUAGUAGCGGCAUCAAAGUCAGUGAGUCGAAGAAUGGCAUCCCCAGAUAAACAUUGUAAAGCUAAAACAAAUGGUGGUGCCUCUACGAAGAUUAUUCAUGAAUCACAGAGAAGUCAUAAUAAUUUUCAUAAUGGUGAUGAUCUCGAUUCCACUACACCUUCUCGUAACACUAAUGUUAUGGUACAAAAUGAGAUCUUGGAUGUUAGUUCCACGCAAAAAACAUUAUUCCUUUCUGGUAUUUCUCCAUCAUCACUCCUUUCAGAAUCACGAAUUAUUGGUGAAAUGGAUCAUCAAAAUGUGGCAAAAGAGAUACUUAGAUCUCGAACACCAGAUUCCAUUCAAGAAAGGUUGAUUAAGUCUGGUAUCUCACCUGCACCUUCGCCGCCAUCAUUGCUUUCUCAAGAUGCACUUGAGCAAAUAUCGUUGUCUACUUUGCCUUCACUAGAUAUAUGCACUCUUCAAUUUGAUGAUUUCGAUGACUUAUUGUCAUAG
Messenger RNA from Cetraspora pellucida, 1770 nucleotides. The record is from the annotation of a GenBank genome assembly. NCBI's taxonomy places the organism in Eukaryota, Fungi, Glomeromycota, Glomeromycetes, Diversisporales, Gigasporaceae.